AUGGAUCUUAUGCGUUUCAGCCGAAUGCCCAAUGUGAUCGACUUCAUUAAGACAAUGACCGCUAGCAUCCCCAAGUUUUGCAGAUUGGGACUCAGCGAUGACGACCUCGUGCGCGUUACUUUGCGGCUUGCAGACUUUUUAUUAAUGUCAAGAAAGUUGGUGGACCACCUUCGCGCACGUGGGAUUCAGGUAUUCUACUGGGUAUGCAACACAGACGAAGAUUUUGACCGUGCCUUCGCCAUGGGCAAAGUGGCCGUAGUGACUGACUAUCCGAGUGAAUUGGUGGCGUACCUCAGGCGUCAUCCUGAAAUUCCAAGAGGAACAUUUUCAAAGUCUAUCUAA
Molecule: messenger RNA, 342 nt
Organism: Mesocestoides corti
Lineage: Eukaryota; Metazoa; Platyhelminthes; Cestoda; Cyclophyllidea; Mesocestoididae
Source: the annotation of a GenBank genome assembly